This is a messenger RNA of Neurospora tetraspora, 949 nucleotides long. RefSeq lists its product as uncharacterized. The coding region runs from base 161 to 658 and encodes 165 amino acids. The transcript is spliced from 2 exons. NCBI's taxonomy places the organism in Eukaryota, Fungi, Ascomycota, Sordariomycetes, Sordariales, Sordariaceae. The record is from RefSeq and is a predicted model, not a curated record.
CGGUUCCCUCACCUUGCUCAAAGUCACAAUGUCUGUUGUGUUCAAACGACAACCGACUUGACAUUAUUCACAGUGUGGCUCAUAGUCCCCGAUUCUCUCCCAAUGGUUCUCAUUCUGAGGUAGUCCAGCAAGAUGCUCCUUCCUCACAAGCCGUUGGAAAAUGGAAGGUGCUCCUUCCCCUUCAAGAAAUAUUUUCUCUUUUCUCGCUGAUUUUUCGAGCAACGAAAAAGAAAUUUUCGUCGGUUUAGUUGUGUUUCUUCAGUGUCUCUUCACCUUGUCAAGUGUCUCCCGUCGCGAUCGUCGUCGCUCUGUCGGUCCAUCUCUUGGAUUCGCUCCCACACCACUCUGCCUUCCACAUCUCUCUUUUUUUUCGAUCAUUUUCAUCAUGUUCGCUGGAUCUUCGACCGUUCAAAUCCAUUUACCAGCACUACCAUGGUGUCAUGCUAAUCAAAAUCUGACAGCUGCCAGGCCGAGUCCUCAAUGGUCACCUAUUAUAACACCGGAGUUAUGUCAGACAAGGUACAACACUAAUCAACAUAAGAAGGUGAGGAUAUUGAGGUCGAACCAGUCAGAAGCGGUCCCGAUCAUGCUCGGUCUCAAACUCCAACAUCCCCGGAGAAUACAACCUGCAGUGCUACCACAAUUUCAUCUGGGCUGAUAGGCUUUAGCCGAGAGAGUCAGCCGUUUACUGCUCGGAACCAGGAAGCUCGCCCGGAUCUGUCGGCGGCCAAGAAGGCCAUGUCCUUGCUCCGGCUUGCUUGACGUGACGACCUUCUGCAAUCUGGUAUCCGCCUGCCCCCCGAUCAGAUCUCUGGGUAGGAACACCAUGUAGGUGGGCAGCGUGGCAGCGAACUUGAUCUAUCUUUGGCACUUAACCGCUUUUCUGGCGUCUCAGCUUCUACUACCACUUCAGAGGCGAACAGCAACGUCAGAGCUAUGUGUCAGAGGA